UGACGCGCGGCGCUGUGCGAGGCGAGUCGUGUCCACUAUCCGUUGCGACGUUCGGCAGUAGCCACUAGCCCGCGAGCUGGUUUCGCUUGUAGCGUGUGCCGUGCAUUCGUGCAGCUGUGGAAGUGCAACCUGUGAGCAUUGCUCGGAGCCUGCGGGUGCGGCGUGGCGGCGAGCGCAGCCUCCCUGCGGGGGCACUGACCCGCGACAUCUCGGUGCGAGGCGCUCGCAACGCGCCACUCGCCACUAACGGUCCCGCCGCAGGUCGCAUCGCGGAUUGAACACUCCUCGCCACCAUACUCUCAUCUUGAACAUCGCCGAGGGAUUAGUCCUAUUGCGUGCUAAAAUACCUACUAUUAGAAAGGGCCGCGGCAGCGCGGGCGCGGGCGGCAUGGAGUGCGGCGUGUUCCCGGCGCGCGCGGCCGCCGCGCACGCCGCGCGCUCGCCCACGGAGCGCUCGCCGGCCAAGGCGGGCCUGCACGUCAACUUCAGCGACAAGGGCGAGGUGAAGGAGCGGCGCGAGAAGUUCCUGACGGCCAAGUACGGCAGCCACCAGAUGGCGCUAAUCCGCAAGCGCCUGGCCGUCGAGAUGUGGCUCUACGACGAGCUGCAGAAGCUGUACGAGACGCCCGGCGCGGCGGGGGGCGGCGCGGGGGGCGCCGGCGGGGAGGUGGAGGUGGACAUCGACGAGCUGCUGGACAUGGACAGCGACGAGCUCCGGCGGCGCCACCUCGUGACGUUAUUAGCAGAUGCCAAGAAGCCCCAAAAAGAUGUACAUAAAUUUAUCAACGAUUUAUUAGAAAAAGCUAAAACCCUCUAAGUAAGUAAUCGUACACGGAACCAAAUCUCAUCGGACUCCGGGAGGCGGAGCCACGCGCGAGCCGCGAGCGCUUGCGUUUAGUUAGAUGGGGCGAUUGGCGCCGCGCGGUUUGCGUUUGAGGGAGCAUGCGUGUGCACCCGCGAGCGAACCGCAGCCGCAGCGCCGGCGCGGGCCGCCGCUAGUCGCAUUAGUU
Molecule: messenger RNA, 1010 nt
Organism: Pararge aegeria (speckled wood butterfly)
Lineage: Eukaryota; Metazoa; Arthropoda; Insecta; Lepidoptera; Nymphalidae
Product: protein phosphatase 1 regulatory subunit 14B
Exons: 6
Coding region: 389-817 (142 amino acids)
Biological process (GO): regulation of phosphorylation
Cellular component (GO): cytoplasm
Molecular function (GO): protein serine/threonine phosphatase inhibitor activity
Source: RefSeq, a predicted model, not a curated record